UUAGAUGUGACCCUACUCGCCCUGACUACACCUGGGGUUAAGGCCUUAGCACCUGGCAGCAGCAGCGACAAAUUGGGCCGCUCUUCUUUCCUGAUACUUACCAAAAUUAUAUUUUUAAGUGGGUGAAGCGUCGCAGAGGUUGUUGCGCGUCGGCAGCCUUUCUUCACAUUGUAGCUGCAUUGCUGGUCGAGACCUAGGCCCUCAGGACCCACACGGCAUAGGGUCGCAAAAGCGAUUCAAGGUAGAGGUAUGAAAAGGGGCGCCCGAAAAGGUGGUUCGAGUCUGCAACAUCUGGACGCCGAAGGUUUCUCGGACAUGAAGAAGCGUCGUUCACCGAAGCGAGAAUGGGCCGACCGACGCCCGCUGCGCUUUUGGCAGCCUUUUAACGACUGGUGGAGGAGCGAAUUGGAGCGUCUGGGAAGACGUCCAAAUGCUGAGGAAAUUCUGGAAUGGUAUAAUGAACAUGCCUACUCUCUUUGGAACGAAGACGCGCCAACCCUCCAGGAGACUCGCAUACAUGCAAAGUGCUUGCGGAGCCUGCCCCUUGUGCGCGAUUAUUUCCGGAACUAUCGUGCAAAGAAGCGCUCGGUUGGCGAAAGGUCCGGAAGUUUUGCCACGGGCGACGAUUUCGACUACAGAGACGAGGAGGACGACUUCGAGGCGGACGACGUCCCCAACUACCGCCGCCGCCGUCGCGGUGGCGGCGGCAGCAGCCACCUCGACGCAGAUGCCGAACUAGACGACUACGACCCAGACGAUGACGAUGGCUUCAACGGCACGGACGGUGGCGCUGCGGCCGCCGCCGCCGCGGGCUUGACACAGCUGGCGCACACGCGCCCCAGCGGCAGCCCGCCGGACACCCUGCCGCUGGACCACCUGCUGCACCCGCCGCUGUCCUCGCUGCCGGUGCUCCCCAACCUGCCGGGCCUGCCCCCCAUGAUGGGACCCGCCGCCGCCGCGGCGCUUUGGAACACGGCGGCGGCGGGGCCGCACCCCUCGGCGGUGGCGGCAGCAGCAGCCGCAGCGGGCCUGGAUGCCGCGGCGCCGCCGGCCCAGGAGCUGCUGCGCGGCAUCACGCUGCAGCAGCUGCAGCACGCGGCGGCGGUGCAGCAGCAGCUGGCACUAGCGAACAUUGCUCAGAACCUGGCGCUAUCGCGGGCGGCUACUGCUGCCGCUGCCGCCGGCAUGCCGGGUUGCUUCUCGGCGCUGGCGCCGCAGAGUGCGCUGCUGGCGGCGGUGCUGGAGGGCGAGCAGCUGGAGCUGGAGGGGCCGGCGACGCAGCAGCAGCAGCAGCAGCAGCGGGCCCCCAGGGGCGGGGAGGCGCUGCGGCCGGA
Messenger RNA from Astrephomene gubernaculifera, 1334 nucleotides. Lineage: Eukaryota; Viridiplantae; Chlorophyta; Chlorophyceae; Chlamydomonadales; Astrephomenaceae. The record is from the annotation of a GenBank genome assembly.